Microthlaspi erraticum is the source of this 459-nucleotide messenger RNA. The record is from the annotation of a GenBank genome assembly. NCBI's taxonomy places the organism in Eukaryota, Viridiplantae, Streptophyta, Magnoliopsida, Brassicales, Brassicaceae.
AUGGGCUUCUGCUCAAACGGUGGACGUUUUGACGCCUUCGAUUACGGUAUUGUACCAUUGGGAGAAUGGUGUCAGCUAGAUGGGGCGUGGAAGGAAUCAAAAUGUCGUGCGGGACUUGAUUGGUACAAUUUUGACCCAGAUUCAAGUUCCACUUUAGUUGGGGCUUGUAAUCUCCGGCGGGGUUUAUCCCCUUUACAGACAGAACUGGAGGCUUUAGUGUGGGAUAUGCAAAGUAUGCUAGUUAACAAUAAACGGCGAAUGAAUUUUCAAACAGACUGUGCAGAUUUGGUGAAGAUGGUGUCCAAACCCAGAGACUGGCCAACGUUUGAAAUUUUGCUUGAAGAGGUGGAGAAGUGCAAGAGGAAGUUCCAGGCGUUCUCUCUGACCCACAUUCCUAGGACAAAGAACACAAAGGCGGACAAGCUAGCACGACACUACAAGAAAUGUCCUCUUUGUUAG